Messenger RNA from Lactuca sativa (garden lettuce), 1050 nucleotides. RefSeq lists its product as uncharacterized. Lineage: Eukaryota; Viridiplantae; Streptophyta; Magnoliopsida; Asterales; Asteraceae. The record is from RefSeq and is a predicted model, not a curated record.
AUGAAAGUGGCGGUGGUAAAGGAGAAGUCGACUCGUGUAACAAUAUCUUUAACGGGUAAAAAAGAUAGAAAUGGUGUUGAAGAACAAAAACAAAACCAAAGUUUUACAUUUGCUUCCUUUUGUUGCAUGACUACUAGUGAAGGUUCCCAACCACCAAAGCCUAAUGGUACUCCUAAUGCUCAAGGAGCUCCAAUGAUGAGCAUGCCAGUCAAUCACGCUAAGAAACCUAAGAAAUUCUUAACUGAAGAGGCUCCUCGAAUGCCUGAAGGAGAAGGAAAUGUGCAAGCUUUAACUACUAUUGAUGCUUGGAAACAUUCUGAUUUCUUGUGUAGGGAUUAUGUUCUUAAUGGCCUUUUUGAUUCACUUUAUAAUGUUUAUUGUGUAACAAAGACAACCAAAGAACUUUGGGAAUCAUUGGACAAAAAGUAUAAAACUGAAGACGUCGGGACAAAGAAAUUUGUGGUUGCCCGAUUUCUUGACUAUAAAAUGGUGGAUGACAAAACUGUUAUGUCCCAAGUCCAAGAACUACAAGUCCUCCUACAUGACAUGCAUAUCGAGGUAUGGGAGGAGCAUAAGAUAGCUCAAAAGAGUAGUUAUACCCCUAUUUCUGAGAAAGCUAGUGUGGUGGAGCAUGGUAAAACUUAUGGGAAGAACAAAUAUGGAAAGGGAAAACUCCAAAAGAAAGGCAAGCGUUCAAACUUAGGAGCAAAAGGUGGAACUUUUAAGAAAAAGUUUCAAGGAAACUGCCAUAACUGUGACCAAAGGGCUCAUCGGGCUGCAAAUUGCAAGCUUCCAAAGAAGGCUAAGGAGGCAAAUGUUCUGGAGAAGAUAACCAAAGAUGUGUCUAACAUCAAUCUUGCAGCGAAUAGAGAAUGGUUCAGAAACUUCAAGGUUGUGGAUAACGCUGACAAGCUGUUCAUGGGAAACUCGGCCACUUCUGAUAUCCAAAGUGUUGGAAAGAUUGUGUUGAAGAUGACUUUGGUAAGAGAGCUAACUUUGAAUGAUGUGUUGUAUGUACCCGAAAUUCGUAAGAAUCUUGUGUCGGGUUAG